CUCCGCACGCCGCCCGCAGCCAUGACCAAGGAGGAGGAGCUGCCAGACUGGACCUCGUCCAAGGAGUUUUAUGAAAAGUAUGAGCCGAAGGAGGUGCUGGGCAGGGGGGUGAGCAGCGUCGUCCGCCGAUGCAUCCACAAGGUCACGCGGCAGGAAUACGCCGUGAAGAUCAUCGACAUCACGGCCGGCAACAUCUCGCCCCAGGAGGUGCAGGAGCUGCGGGAAGCCACCUCCAAGGAGAUCGACAUCCUCCGCAAGGUCUCGGGCCAUCCCAACGUCAUCCAGCUGAAGGACAGCUACGAGUCCAGCACCUUCUUCUUCCUCGUGUUUGACUUGAUGAAGAGGGGGGAGCUCUUUGACUACCUCACAGAGAAAGUCACGCUGAGCGAGAAGGAGACCAGGAAGAUCAUGCGGGCGCUGCUGGAGGUCAUCGAGUACCUGCACUCCAUCGACAUCGUGCACCGCGACCUGAAGCCCGAGAACAUCCUGCUGGACGACGACAUGAACAUCAAGCUGACGGACUUCGGCUUCUCCUGCCAGCUGCACGCCGAUGAGAAGCUCAAAGAGAUCUGCGGCACGCCGGGCUACCUGGCGCCCGAGAUCCUGCAUUGCUCCAUGGACGACGAGCACCAAGGGUACGGCAAGGAGGUCGACAUGUGGAGCACGGGGGUGAUCAUGUACACGCUGCUGGCCGGCUCGCCGCCCUUCUGGCACCGCAAGCAGAUGCUGAUGCUGCGCAUGAUCAUGAGCGGGAACUACCAGUUCGGCUCGCCGGAGUGGGAUGACCGCUCCGACACCGUCAAGGACCUGAUCUCGCGCUUCCUCGUGGUGGACCCGCGGCAGCGCUACACGGCCAGCGAGGCGCUCGCCCACCCCUUCUUCCAGGAGUACGACGUGGAGGAGGUCCGGCACUUCAGCCCCUUCCGCAAAUUCAAGGUCAUCUGCCUGACCGUGCUGGCCUCCGUGCGCAUCUACUACCAGUACCGGCUCGUGAAGUCGGUGACGCGGGAGCUCGUGGUGCGGGACCCGUACGCGCUGAAGCCGCUGCGCAAGCUCAUCGACGCCUGCGCCUUCAGGACCUACAAGCACUGGGUGAAGAAGGGGGAGGCGCAGAACCGGGCCGCCCUCUUCGAGAACACGUGCAAGGCCAUCCUGCUGGCCCUGGCCGCCGAGGAGGAGCUCUUCUGAGCACCGGCGCCGCGCUGAGCGUACGAGGAGGGUUGGGGAGCGGGCGAGUAAAACCUUUGGAAA
Messenger RNA from Tinamus guttatus (white-throated tinamou), 1251 nucleotides. RefSeq names its product phosphorylase kinase catalytic subunit gamma 1 (gene PHKG1). NCBI's taxonomy places the organism in Eukaryota, Metazoa, Chordata, Aves, Tinamiformes, Tinamidae. Gene Ontology annotation, biological process: glycogen metabolic process; protein phosphorylation. Gene Ontology annotation, molecular function: ATP binding; calmodulin binding; phosphorylase kinase activity. The record is from RefSeq and is a predicted model, not a curated record. Gene Ontology annotation, cellular component: phosphorylase kinase complex.